This is a messenger RNA of Daldinia vernicosa, 1084 nucleotides long. Its product is annotated as protein-tyrosine phosphatase. Bases 69 to 611 code for a protein of 180 amino acids. Gene Ontology annotation, molecular function: protein tyrosine phosphatase activity. The transcript is spliced from 3 exons. NCBI's taxonomy places the organism in Eukaryota, Fungi, Ascomycota, Sordariomycetes, Xylariales, Hypoxylaceae. Gene Ontology annotation, biological process: protein dephosphorylation. The record is from RefSeq and is a predicted model, not a curated record.
CUUUAGACCUGAGACCAGCUUCAUUGUUACGCCUACAUUCAAUUUAUUAUAUUGUAUCGAACGCGAUUAUGACUUCUACCGCCGCGAUGGGUAAGCAAGGGAUUUCCGUGCUUUUUGUUUGCCUUGGCAACAUAUGUAGAUCCACCAUGGCCGAGGGAGUCUUUCGAUCUAUCGUGAAGGAUCAGUCAUCUCCCUACUACGAUCUCGUAGAUAAAGUGGAUUCUUGCGGGACAGGUGGAUAUCAUACUGGCGACGAACCCGACUCUAGAACGAUGUCGACCCUUGAAAGCCACGGCAUUACGAAUUACACGCACGCGGCGCGUAAGCUCCGUGAUAGUGACUUUCGAGAAUUCGACUAUAUAUUUGCAAUGGACAAGGCGAACCUAGAAGACCUCAAUCGAUGGAGGAGUAGAAGCAAAGACUCAACUAGCUCCAAGGCGCAGGUCAUGCUAUUUGGCGAGUUCUCCGGCACGGGCCGCAAGGAAGUAGUGCAAGAUCCUUACUACGUCGGUCGGGACGCUUUUGAAAAAGCAUAUGAACAGUGCAAGAGAUUCUCGAUCAACUUCCUAGAGCAAACAUUCCCCGAUGCUAGUAAGACGACGACGACAUAAAUCUAAUAAUACCUAAGAUUUGUUUUCCUGUCUAGUUAGUUAGAUUAUACAUAGACGGGCUAAUAGACGUUAUGAGCACACGACGGAGUCUGAGGACAACGACGGGAUUUAUAGAGACGAGUAACGAUAGAUAGAUCAUGUCUGGUAGUCCUCUUCCGUAGGUAGUUUUCUUACAGUCAAUAUUAGCUGAGUGAACACUGAACAUAGAUCAGGUUACCGAGUACCUAAGCUGGUAGGGCAACAGAAACAGAGAGUUGCUGCCCGUCGUCUUACAAGCUGCAACCUUGAGACUGGAUCUAUUUAUGAAACAAGCUAAAUAAAGUUGUUUAAUGCUCGUUAGAACAAAUGUCGCUAGUGCGGAUCUAGGUCGUAUUGGUGCGAGAUUUUUGGGGGCUAAAAUGGAAUCUUCCCUCAGCCUCAGCUCAGCCCCCUAGAAUACGGAAGAUGACCACAUGUUUAUCGAACAAGCUCUG